GUUAUUAAUGUAGGAAGUUGGACAACCAUGUAUUCAACAGAUCUUGCGCUGUAGCGUUCUGUCAAAAUACAAAAGGAAAGCGUGUUUCGGUGGCCCCCCCUAAAAUUACAACAACAUAUCAACAAACAUAUCCUGGCCAAGUUAUGAGCCCACAAAAACAUGAAGCUUAAAAUUUUUGGUGAUUUUUCAACGAGAUGGCUGAACAUAAUUCCACGACAGCGUUCGAUACCCCGCUGUUUAGGGAAAUACAUAAGAACUCUUGGCUGACAAAAGUUCCUACAGAGAACACGAAAAAGAAAAAAGAGAAAGUAUGGGUGGUAUUUUGUGUCCAUGAUGAUAACGAAGCUUACUUAGAAACAUAUUUUGAUUCAAAAAUGGCAGCAACACAUAAACCUGACUGGUACGUCUCUUUACAACAUACUAGUCAUGUCUCACCAACAAUAUGCCCUCAAGAACAAGAAUAUGAAUUUGUGAUUACCUUAUACAACGAAGUUGUACGCUUAGCAGCCCCCACAUCUGAGCAAAUGCUUGAUUGGGUGGAGAGUUUACGUGCAAAAUUACAAGAACUGAGGAUACUCAGUCCAAAAGAAAAUAUUUAUUCAAAAAUGCCAGAGAACAAGGCAGCUAAUUUGUUACCAACACGAGAUCCUACAUCUCCGUUACCGCCCCCGCCGGCUGUGCCACCUGUAAUGUUGCCUGGAGUGGAGCCAUUUGAAUUGUCCUUGCACAGAAGUGGAUCAAAUGAAGAACAACAGAGUAGCGUAUUUAAUUUUGAAGAUUUGCAUUCCACUUUGACAAGUAGAAGCAGUUAUGACAGGCUUUUUGUGGAAAGACCAGGUCCGUCCACGAGAAGUUUUAGCUCACCCAGCCAUUUACAACCUCCCCCUCAACCAUCAUCAUAUCGUACACUACGAGAACAGCAAGUUUUACAAUUACAAAAAGAAAUGAAACAUCCCAGUGGAGUAAGGUUACAAUUAAGGCGGAAAGAUUGUAUUAGCUCAAUAGCUUUAGUUGAUAUAUUUAAUGGAGUUUGGAUUUGCGGUUGGAAACAAAAAGAACAUCCCAUGUUAUAUAAUGCUUUACACAUUGGUGAUCAAUUAUUAUUUGUUGAAAACAUUCCCGUAAAAAAUUCGACUGAGGCUAAUAAGAUUUUACGUCAUUCCUGUUGUGGUUUAUACGUGAAUGUUGUAGUCAAACGUGUACCGCACGGAAAAGUAUUUAUAAUCCAUCGGGAUACCGAAGGUCAAGCGUUGGGUAUCGUCCAAGAAGGUAACACGGCUGUGAUACGAUCCGUUCAGGUUGACAGCUUGGCGGCAAGGCACGGAUUAUCUGGUAGGACUCAAACUUGCGACGGUUUAUCGUUUACGAACUGGGUACUGACUGAAAUAAAUGGCCGUCCAUUGAACCUAUUCUUUAAAGAGAACCAAGUACGAGACAGACUUAAUUCCGUCGGAAGAGAUAUAUCAAUAUUGGUACAACCAAUGGAUUUAAUCAAACAGAUGAAGAAACAAAUGAAAAAUUUAAGAAAUUACAAGGAUUACAUAUUGCAAUAAAAAACAAAACUAAUCAAACUUUUUAAUUUCCUAAAUUAUUUUAAUUUCACAUCACAUUAUUUAUGUAAUAUAGAUUUAAAUCAAUUGUAAUGAAAUAAUACACGAAAUUUGCUUAAAAUUCGAUAAUUGCAAUUCUAUUUGUCAAAAAAAGUUGCUUUUUACAAAUUUGAUUUUUAUCAAAUUGAUUAUAAAAUUUAAAUAGAAGGUGCAAUUUACUGACGUUAAAUGUUAUAAAACGUAUAACAUUGAAAGAGGUCUUCUAUUUAAUUUUUUAUUGAGUUUAUUAAAAUAUUACAAUUAAAAAUCAUAUCUUUUAUUAAGCUACAAACUUUAUUAUUGAUUUAAACUGAUACAUAGUAUGUCUACUACAGACAAGUUUCCAUUGCCCAAUCUAUUAAAGUGUUUGCACUAUUUAAUACAUCAUCAAUAUUGAGCGGUAAUAUUAGUAAUAUUAGUACUGUCUUACAUGACUAUGUACUGUCUUGAAGAAUAUCUUCAUCAGUAAUUAACACAUCUUGCGCGGGAAGCGACUAAACUCGUUUUGCAUGGUAUUGAUGCCCGCUACAAGGUAAGACCUUGGCCGGCGCAAGAUGUGUUAACUUAUCAGAAUGUUCAUUUGCUCCUAUAGCCCAAUCAUAUAUUUCAUUAUCGUCCAAUACUGUUUCAAUACAAUUACGCUAAUGGUAUCCUCAUCAUCAAAAUCAUCGUCCAUCGAAUCAGCCGUAGUUGCGAAUGGAUGUUACAAACCACUCAGGAUAACGGAUUGUUUAGCGACAACUUUUUUAAUUUGCUGCCAAUGUCUCCAUUCAUCACCAAUAAAGGACACAGUACCUUUCUUCUGUA
Molecule: messenger RNA, 2396 nt
Organism: Onthophagus taurus
Lineage: Eukaryota; Metazoa; Arthropoda; Insecta; Coleoptera; Scarabaeidae
Cellular component (GO): plasma membrane; cytoplasm
Source: RefSeq, a predicted model, not a curated record